Macrobrachium nipponense is the source of this 4401-nucleotide messenger RNA. RefSeq names its product vitamin K-dependent gamma-carboxylase-like. The record is from RefSeq and is a predicted model, not a curated record. Gene Ontology annotation, molecular function: gamma-glutamyl carboxylase activity; vitamin binding. Lineage: Eukaryota; Metazoa; Arthropoda; Malacostraca; Decapoda; Palaemonidae. Gene Ontology annotation, biological process: peptidyl-glutamic acid carboxylation.
AUGGAGAAAGAAGACGCUAUAACUGAUGAUGGUAUUGUUCCGGCGUCAUCAAGGGAGAACCCUAAGCAUGAUCAGAAGAAUAUGGAUUCUGGGAGUUGCCAGCCGAUUCCAGUUGCAGAAAACAUCUUUAAAUGUGGUUGGAAUAUAAAUGAAGAAGGGAACAUAUCCCACUAUAGACGUGGGAUGAGAGAUCGUGAAGAAAAGUUACAGGGACUUGUGGGUGGGUUUAAAAGUGGUAAAGGUAAAAUUUUGAAAAUUAGUGAAAAAAUGGAGCCCCGAGCUAUGUGCGGAAUUAAAUGUCAAGGUAAUGGCUUGGUGAAAUAUAAAUGGCCUUCAUGGGUUAGUGAGAUUUUAGGAUUUCAGCUUGACCAGCUACUGACCUGGGAUGACCUCACCCGUCUCCUUUACCGACCAUGUGACCCAGCUUCUCUUGCUGCAACGAGAAUCAUGUUUGGAAUUCUAAUGCUCUUGGAUUUACCACAAGAGAGAGGAAUGGGAAUUGCUGAUCAGUUAUGGGGAGAUCCAAAGCUCUGUCAUUUUCCACUAUUUAAUUGGGUCAAACCUUUACCACUGCGUUGGAUGUUGCUCCUCUACGGUGUCAUGGUUGCUUGCACACUUCUGAUGAUUUUGGGAUGGAAAUGGCGUCUUAGCUGUGGAGUUUUUGUAACAUCCUACUGGUACCUUUUCCUCCUGGACAAGGGCACCUGGAACAACCAUUCCUAUCUCUAUGGAUUGAUAUCAACAAUGAUGCUCUUCUCUGAUCCACACAGAUGUUGGUCUCUAGAUUCCAUCACAACUCCUGCACUCAAAAAUAGUCAUGUACCCUUGUGGAGCUACACAUUGCUUCGUUUUCAAGUGUUCCUGUUGUACUUCUUUGCUGGCUUGAAAAAGCUAGAUCCUGAUUGGCUGUAUGGCUUUUCGAUGCAACAUUUGUCUGAGCACUGGGUGUUCCUUCCUUUCAGGCUGAUACUAAGCAAUGACAGCAUCGACUAUUUUAUAAUCCAUCUCGGAGGAUUCGCCCUGGAUCUCACCAUUGGAGUCUUCCUCUUUUUAGAUCAGACAAGGAAAGUGGCUCUUGUCUUUGGAAUGGCAUUUCAUUUAAUGAAUUCACAGAUAUUUACAAUAGGAAUGUUUCCUUGGGUAUGCAUGGCAACCAUGCCCAUCUUCUGCCAAAUGUCUUGGCCCAGAACUGUAAUUUCAUCAGCUAAGAAAGUGUUCUCAGCAUUUUAUUGCUACUCCAAAUGGUUGCUUGACAAGAGCAGACUAAAAAUUAUAUUUAGUCUACAUGCCAAGGGAUCUGUGCAUCAGAGGAAGGCCAGGAGAACAGAUAAUACAGAUUUGAGCUCCGGGAAAGAAGACAGCAAAGCAUCGAAGUCUAGUACAGAGACCAAAAAUGACUGUAACAAGAAAGUUCUACUGUUUUUACAGAGGAACCCAAACUGCUUUUAUGAAGAAAGCUCGACAGUCUAUGGGAAGCAAAAACUGACGACAUUGGUGGUCCACUACAUCAUCCUGCAACUUUUCCUACCGUUCUCUCACUUCAUCACAAAGGGAUAUAACACUUGGACUGAGGGCCCAUAUGGCUACAGUUGGGAUAUGAUGGUUCAUUCCUGGGAUACCUUACACAUCAAGAUUACAGCUGUAAAUAAGGAAACACAACAAAAGACUUACGUGGAUCCUCAUGUCUGGGUGAAAAAUAAUCGAUGGGCCAGUCAUGUAGACAUGGCAGUACAACUUGGUCAAUGCCUUGAAGAUAAGCUAACUAAAUUUGGUAUGUCUAACUUUUCUUUGCACUUUGAUGUGUGGAGAUCUUUGAACAAAAGAUUUCAACAGAGAGUUUAUGACCCCAAUAUAGAUGUUCUAGAAGCACCAUGGUCACCUUGGCAGGAGACACAGUGGGUGCUACCUAUUCUAUCUGAACUCAGUCCAUGGAGGAGCCACCUACACAAAAUGCAGAAGUUGUAUGAAGAAAUUUCAUUGGCUGCUGAUACUAUAUUCAUUGCAGAUUUUCCAGGUAUGACUCUUGAAAACUACCUUAGUAAGGAAUUAAAAAAUACAACUAUUGAAGUUCUGCAGGGACAAGUAACAGUGUUUUUGGAAAUUUCACAACAGACAUGUAUAUCGAUACAUCAAGAAUUGAUGUCCAAGGAUCCACAGAUGAGCCUCAACAUAAUAAGCUCCAUGAAGAAUAUCAAAAGAGAGGACACCAUUGAUAGUGUUAAAAAAGCCACAGAGAUCAGUAAGACCAACCACAAAACACUUGCACAUGAAAAGCUAAAUGAAGGUUGUGAAGUUACUUUGAGACAAGGACAGAAGAUUUCCCUUCCAUCUGAGUCUUUGCACCAAGUUAAGACCACCUCUGAUAAGCCUGCUAUUUUUAUGUACACCUUCAUUAAUGAAACUCUCGAGAGGAGAAUCACAGGCAUGAAAAGAAAUUCUGAUUCCUCAACAGCAAAAGAAAAUAUUCGCAGCAUAGAUGAAAGCAAUUUUAGUACAAGUGGUGGUGAAGGGAUUUCAAAGUCAUGUCAAAGACACAGACAUUGGUUUUCAAAUCCGACGUUGAUUUUCAAUAAACAAAAGGCUACCAAAUGGGAAAACAAAGAAACUGCACAAGACAAUGACACAGCCUCUGAUAAGCAAACAGUAUCUCAUGAGUUUAUAACAGAUAUUCCAACAUGGAAGGACUUAAUGAACUUCUUUGUAUGGAAGGGCAAAAUCUUCACAAGAAGUGGAAGGCUUUUAGCAAAAGCUUUAAAAUCUGUUUUGACAGGAGAAUCCAUGAAUACUGUUUAAGCUUUUUCUUAUCCUACAGUUUAACUGAAAUAAUUUUUCAGAGGUUUUAGUAUCUCUAUAUAUCAAUACCUGUAAAUCACUCGAGUAGAAUCUGGAAUUAAUUAAUUUAUUAAAAUAUUCAUGCACUGGCCAAACUACUUUAUAACAGAAUAACUAGACUUGAUUACAAAUGCAGAAUAUAGUUCUAUCAGCUUGUUGUAACACCGUAAGCUGAAAAUAUUCAAACUUGAGUCACCAGGCACCCUCUUCAGAGUUCAGCCCACUUAAGUUUUAAAAGACUAUUCAAAAUCACCUUCUAAAAGAACUUGAAUUACUAACAAUAUUUACUUUGUUUGCGUGAGGCGUAUGUUAUCAUGUUGUUAAGUUAUGACAGAGUAAGGAGAUGAGAGAGAGAGAGAGAGAGAGAGAGAGGGAGGGAAGUAAAAGAGACAAGAAGAGAAAAUGUGUGUGAGAGUAAAAUAAAAUACUGUUUUAAUGACCUUUUCUUAGCCUGGCAAGUAAUGUCACUGUAUUGAAAUUUGAUUAUUGUAAUGAUUUACAGUGUUUUACAGGUGUCGGACAGCAAAAUUGAAGAGAGGAUGUGGUAAUUAAGGUAAAGGCUAAAAAUACCACAUUUUCUAAUCAAUUUGUGUUUUUCAUAGCUAACAAUCCUUUGGUCUUACCAUUCAAGGUGCACUGAAAGCACUACUCAUACAAGGGUGCUUCGUUUUUGCCUUGUAGAUUCUGUAAGUUUUAAUGACAAUCUGCUUGCAUAAUUCAUGACUCGGUAAAACUGUGCAAUAUGAUUUUUAAGCAAGAUCCUCCGAAAAAGGUAUUGUUGGUCAUAGAAAGCUUUCAUCAUAACUGUUAUUACUGAUAUCAUUAUAGUUAUAAGUAAGUUUGUAAUUAUGUAGAAAGACAUUUCUGUGUUAAGUCACAAAAAACUUUCCUGAACAUUAUAUUAAUUUAUUAUUAAAAGUUCAAAACCAGUUAUUGCCAUCAUAAUGUUAUGAUUUCCUGUCAUAUACCAUAGUAGGAACAUUAAAUAAAAUAAACAAGUCAUUCGAUCCUUUAUUCAGCUUAAGUAAAUUUUUUUACAUGAAAAAUAUUCAUUUCCCAUUCACUUCAGCAUCAUUAAGGAUUUUGAAAUGUAUGUAUGUAUGUAGAUUAACAUUAUAAUAUUAUGGAUAAUUUAUAUGAAAGUCAUCAAUUACCUAUAAAUAAACAAAUACUUAGCCUUUAAUUACUGCAAUGGGUCGUAGUUUAAUACAUUUUUUACUAAUCCCUGCAGCGUGACAGGUAUCCACUACAUCCGUAACAUUCUUGUAAGAUUCAGGUGCCUCUUCCAUGACUAAUUUAGGAGAUGCUACUCUGAUACUAAUGCCCAUUUCUUGUAACUUGUUAAGCACAUCUGUAUAGUCAAGAUUCCUGCGAGAUUUUGCCCUGGAAAGAGCUCGUCCCUGUUCAGAGAAGAGAUUUAGUAAAAAUUAUUCAGAAGGGAAUUUGUUGAAGUCAUUACAGUGGCCUUCUCAUAUUCACAUGGGUUAGGUACCACACCCAGCUGCAAUUGUGUAUUUUAAUAAUAGCUGGAACACCAAAAGCUCACCUAAUAAAACUUAUAACUGCCUA